Messenger RNA from Brienomyrus brachyistius, 5901 nucleotides. It is a transcript of the gene mettl25, whose product is annotated as methyltransferase like 25. The record is from RefSeq and is a predicted model, not a curated record. The transcript is spliced from 11 exons. NCBI's taxonomy places the organism in Eukaryota, Metazoa, Chordata, Actinopteri, Osteoglossiformes, Mormyridae. Bases 53 to 1795 code for a protein of 580 amino acids.
CAAUGAGACGGAGACAAUAUUUACAGGAAAGUAGAAAAGGUGUGCGUGGAAGAUGUCUUCGCUGAGCGCAUUAAGCACGUCUAUCGAUAGUAUUAAAAGAGCAAUAGAUGCUAUUAAAGAUUUUCUCAGCAUCUCUCUAUGCAUUGCUAAUGCCCAUACGGUCGACUUUUACACCCGCGAUUUGUGGAACGAGUUAGUUGCCGUGCCGGCUGACAGUGUUUUAUCAGUUAUUAUUGAUUCCACUGGCCAGAGGAGGGCGCCAGCCGGGAGGCACAGGGGUUGCUACGGCUUCAGUAGCGAGACCGGGCGCUUGGAGGAUGUGGAGGCUCUUCUGGACGCAGCCAGGGCACACUCUCUUCCUGCGCUUAGAGUCUCUGUGCCCCUGCCAGAGUUAUUGAAGGCUUUACCUGUGCAAAGUGACUCUGCCCUGCCUGCGAAAGGUGUGACGCUGGAGCCGGAUGAGUUUAUGAACUCCAAGAAGUCUCACGAGGUUCAGACCAUGUCUGGAGUUGUGGCCGGUCUGGCCGGCUGCUGCUGUGCCCGACAGGUCAUAGACGUCGGCUCUGGAAAGGGCUACCUAUGCUCCUUCCUAUCCAUGCAGUACGGCCUCAAGGUGUUCGGCAUCGACGCCUCCAGCACAAACACCCACGGGGCCUGGGAGAGGAACAGGAAGCUGAAGAAGUACUCUAAGGCCUAUCAGAGGCACGGCCGCCGGAGAGCCUUGGCCUCCGUGCCCAGCAGCGGAACCGGAGAUGAGGCCCAGGAGGAGGAGAACAUCCUGUCAGCUGGGAGCGGCCCGGAGGUCAUCUUGGGCGGAUCGCAGCCGGAAGCCUUCGGCCUCGGCCCGGAGGACCCAUUCUUGGGCCUCCUCUCUCCAGAGGCUGUGGAGCCCCCCAUGUCCCGUGUGCCCCCCUGUGAGCUGACCAAUGAGGAGAGGGAGAGGAGGAAGCGAAAAAACCUGGAGAGGAAGGCGCAGAGCGCGAAGGACGACAGCCUUUACUCCCCCCUGACCUCAUACGUCACUGCGGAAACAGAGCUGCGAGACAUUAUCACAGACCUGCAGGACGCGGUUGUCGUCGGCCUGCACACAUGCGGCGACCUGGCGCCCAGCACUCUGCGCAUGUUUGUGGCCAAACGGGAGCUGCGAGCGCUGUGCAGCGUGUCGUGUUGUUACCAUCUCUUAUCAGAAGAGUUCGAUCACCCCGCCGGAGACGGCCCGACUGGGGGCUGGGGAUUCCCCAUGAGCCGGCACUUAAGAGACCAGCGGUGGUGUUGUGGCAGAAACGCCAGGAUGUCUGCUUGCCUGGCCUUGGAGCGUGUCUCAGCGGGACAGGGGCUUCCCAGUGAAUCCUUGUUUUUUCGGGCCAUCCUUCACGUUAUUCUCCGGGAUUACUAUGAUGCGUUUAAGAGUGAAAAGCGUGUGGGGAACGUGUUCUCCAAAGCCACCUCGUUUGUGGACUAUGUCCGAAGAGCCCUAAAGAAGCUGGAACUCGAUGACUCAAAGCUGUCUGACAGCCUGAUCCAAAGUUACCACGAGAAAUAUCUGCCAAGGAAGAAGGAGAUGGAAGCCUUCAACAUGUUAAAGGUGUCCUUGGCUCCUUGCAUCGAGGGUCUGAUCCUCCUGGACCGUCUCUGCUACCUGAAGGAACAGGUAAUGUCCACACCACAUGAUACAGGUGUGAUGGAUGGCGCCCGCCUGUUAGCGAUUAAGGGUCCUCUCCACUCUUCCCCCAAUAGCUUUGGCCUGUCAGUCACACUUAUUGUGAACAAUGAGUUCCUGGUUGUUGCCUGCUAAUGGAGCCCCUUCACUUACAGAAGGAGGAGCUUCAUUUAAGGCCUGAUCGUAGCAUCCUGCCACGUAGAUUCUCAAAAAUUGUAGACACGAUCCCACCAGCCCUAGCUGAGCUGUAAUGACUCUCCUCUCUCUCCUCUCUCUCCUCUCUCUCCUCUCCCUGGACAAACAGCAUGACGGCCUCUUGGAAAGUUUCACACAUGGCGAUCAGCUGUUUUCAUAUUGUACCAAAAUACCCUUCAGCCCAGAUGCUGUUUGCUCUCAUCUAACAAUCUAAAUUAAUUCAUUCUUUUUCUCUUUUGUGCUGAGUAUCUGGUGACAUUAUGUACGGUCAGAUGUUGAGCACACAUCUUCCGUUGUGUUUUUGUGUUCAAAGGAAGUCGGGAAUAGCUGGCAUGUGUUCCCAUUUCCGCGUUUUAGGUAAAGGGACACCUGCCGGUGAAGGUGUAGACCAUCUGUGGAGAGCAGAUGUUUCUGAACUGCCAUGUCUUUGAUAAAUUAACACUACAUGAGUAAAAAUAGGAAAAGCAGAUAUGGAAACAGCACUGAAGUUUAGAAUUAUUCACUACUUGUGCUUAUAUUGUCUUACUGGGUUAAUGGUGCAGUUGGGUCAUUAAAGCCACAAUCCUGUAGUUUCUGAAAUGGUUCCCAUUGAAACACCUUCUGACUUGCAUAAUUGUCUGGAUGAAAGAUCCAUCCAGCUUCUAACUGAGUCUCGCUGGACCGUGGGGCUCCAGCUAGUCUCACUCUUUCUGCUGCUUCACGAAGCCCUUCAGGAUCAAACUCAUGUUUGAAUGGCCGUCUCUGCUCUCCAUCAAGCCUCGGGGUUCCCCCAUAGGGGCCUGCUUAUGUAAGGAGAACUCCCAUAAUCCCACAAAUGAGAGAUGGGUGCCAUCACGCUGCAUCAUCACGCUGCAGUUUAUCACUUAACCAUCACUGGAGCAUUGCCGUUUACUCCAUCAUCUCUGCCAGUAUCAGGCUACCAUGUAGGUUUGGGUUUCCCAGCCUUUUGACGUCCUUUGCACUGGUUUACGUCACACAAGAAUUUCACAGAACUUUAAAACAGAGGCAGACCAUUUUCAUGACUUUAACUAUUUACAGGAUGCUUGAACGUGAGUGGUAAUAAAAAAUAUUAAAUAUUGAGUUUAUUUUUGGAAAUUAAAUUUACCAUCCCCUCCGCCAAACUCCAAGCACUCCACAGCCCAGUGGAACACUGGCCACGGAUCAGGACCGGUUUUUGGACCGGAGGUUGAAAACCUCUACUUGAGGCUGCCUAGGAUGCCAUUUUUUGAGGGGGCGUCAACUUAGCGAGCCACUUUAACUUUAUCUCUGUCGUGAAGCUCGCCUAGGGAGAGGGAAAUUCGAGAAUAAAAAAAAAAAAGCCAAAUCUUUUUUUAACCUCUGCCUUCAGUGUCUCCACCUGCUUCCAUUAUUUCCACAAGAAGGCAUUUUAAACAUUUUUAGUCCUGUAUUUUUAUGGUCUGCUGUCAUGUCAUUUAACAUCAGUUAUAUCAGUUAAAGUAGGCGUUGCAUGUUUUUAGUCUUAUGAAGCAGAAUGCGUUCCUUAGGACAGUGAUAGUGGAAAAUCUUACUCUUUGCCCCUCUUUGCCUCAGAAGGGGUUUCUCAGUUGGAGGGAUUCUGCCGGUUUGACACCAUAGUGCAGUGUUCUCCAAUCCAGUAGGGAGCAAAAUCGUGGACCGCUGCAGGUCCCCGAGGACCGGGUGGGGAAACAUCAUUGUGGACAGUGUGAAGAGCUGUGUGCUGAAGGUGUGCUUCUCUACAUCACCAGAUGCAGGGGAAAUUCCAGGGUUUUUUAAGGUGGGGGGCAUAAGAGGAGUCAUAAUUCAUACAGAGGGGCCAAACCUAUCCUUAGCCAAUGAUUUUGAUACAGCAUGAGCAUAAUUAGUGCUUUCACGCUAGUGGGAGGUGGGUGGUUCCCAGUGGGAGAUCUGGGGGGGUCCCAGAGUCCGCCAAAUGAGAGGAAACAUAUGACCAUCUAACAAGAUUCAGUGCUUACCGCUGCCCUCCCCCCUGACUACUUUCACCCCCAUUCUGAAAAUAUGGCUAAAUAAGGUUGGACGCUCCUGUCCUACAUCUUGUUCCCCUUUCACCUGAAGGUUAGGCUGCCCACCAGGGUCCCCAAGACCUCCGGCUGACCUGGAUCACUGGGAUGCUUUAUGUGUUGCCUUGGGGCGAAAGCCCCGAGGUCAGAGCCUGUAAGAGCAGAGGAAAAUUAGCAGGCCCAGACUGCGGCCCUGCGUCACGAAGCACGAAAACGGCAUAUGCCAGCUGCAGAGAAAAAGGUCUCUUCUCUUCCAGCCGCAGUAACCGCGGAGAUGACUCCGACAUUAAACGCGGCAUCAUGUCAUCGGAGACCUUAGCGGACAGCAGUGAUGCGCAGAUGGCUCAUUGCGUCCAUUUCGCCCAGAUUUAGGGGACUGCAGUCCCAGAACCAUGAAGCUGACCUUUGAUGACCCUGCUGUGGGAUGCAAGCCACAUACAACCAUGUACCUGCAGAUAAGGGGGGUUUUUGGAGUUGAGUGUCGGGUUCCUGACUCUCAAAGCUGGGGAGAAUGUUCACCAUACGGUGUUACGAUGAUCUCUGUCUCGUCGGCAAUGAGGAAAUCAGCCUUGGAGGAAGCUGACCAAGCUUACGUGAUGAUCUUCUCCCAGGAUGGCCAUAAACACGCCUUCAUUUCAUUUAGGGGAUGCUGUGUAACUCUGCGGGUUUGGUCUCUGUGCCCAUGAGGGGAAGGUGGACGGUUCACGGCUCACGGUCGGCAGAACGAUUUCGCCCUUGAGACCCUUAAUCUGAAUUGUUUUCACUCUGCCUUCCCAGUUGUAUGUAGCUUGGGCCAAAAGCAUCUGCUAAGAAAUGAAUUUGGUUUGAGUCUGUAUAUUGUAGCAACCCACUGAAGUGUGCAAAGUGUACGAGAGUCUGGUUUCUUGACUCUAGUCCCGGACGGGGCAUGGCUGUCUAUACCUUCGGCAAAGACCUGAAACGAUUGUGUGAAACACUGCCGUGUAGGUGCCCACAAUCACCAACGGAGUAGUGAAACGCUCCAUAUCUAAUGUGGCUUCCAGAAGAUCUGACUGGCUCUGUUCUCUUCUUUCUUUAGAAGGAAACGCCUUCUUGCAUUCUGGUGCAGCUUUUUGACCCACUGAUGUCACCGAGAUGCUAUGGACUCGUCGGCUUAAAGGAACGGCAGACGCCUUGAAGGCUGCCGAACAUCUCGCAGGCGUGUUGGUCAUAAUCUCAUAGUUUUACCAUUUACACUGUGCUGAUGGCUUCCAUACUUCCAGCUUUACACAUUCAUGUUGGCAAUUAACAGAUCAAGACGAUUUAAUUAAAGUUAAAUUGUUUCAACAUUUUUCAAGUUCAAAGGGUGAAUUUUUAAUUCUAUAAUUAUGCUGUUAACUUUUUAUGGCAAAAAUUGAUGACUCAUUUUUUCAAGAAAUGUCAGUUUAUUGUUGUUUUUUUGGCAUGAAUUAAUACAACAUGCUGUAUAUUCAAUGAAUGAGAUAUUAAGCUAUGAAUUUGAUCCAUUUUGUAAUAUACUAACCAGCAGUUCAGCUGUUUUAAUUUUUAUGUAACAUAAAGGGUCCUUUUUCAUCUAAGGUAAAAAGUUUGACCUACAGAGUUGUGUUCAUGAGUGAAUGUCUGUCUAAUUCUCAGUUUUAACAGGAAUCCCAUCUCUCUCUCUCUCUCUCUCUCACACACACACACACAUACACACACACACUCUCUAGCCAUGGUUAGCCCUAGACAAUUUACUACUAGAAUCAAAAUUCUUAUACCUGUAUAAAUGACUCCAGUAAAAAGCUACCGUUUCAUGAAUAUUGUAUUUCUCACUGGCUUUCAACUGUAAUUUCCAUUUACAUUUUUAUUGCCCUUCUGUGAAUAUAGUGCUAGGCGUCUGUAUUCAUAGAAGAAACUAUUUAUCAAAAGAACCCUUACAGCAGUCAGUUCAUUUCAGCGCGUCAUGACCAUAGCAGGAGCAUUUUUCUUAAAUGGGUUUUAGAAAUACUUUCUGAACUGAUUAAUGGUGAAUGUCAUUUCUGAUUUGUCACAGAUUUAUUUUGAGGAAUAAAACUGAGAUAUGACUUU